Messenger RNA from Aplysia californica (California sea hare), 2454 nucleotides. RefSeq lists its product as uncharacterized. The transcript is spliced from 4 exons. Lineage: Eukaryota; Metazoa; Mollusca; Gastropoda; Aplysiida; Aplysiidae. The coding region runs from base 286 to 930 and encodes 214 amino acids. The record is from RefSeq and is a predicted model, not a curated record.
GAGACAAAUCCGGGAUAGAACUAGAUCUAGAUCUAGUGGCCUGGCAAGUCGAGCUAUGUCAAGGCGGGUCUGUUGUAAAGUCAUUUGUCUUUUGUAAGAUUUCAAUAUUGUGGAGAUCGAACGUCCGUAAGAAUACGUAGAAGACUUUGGUGGGGUUGAGGAGUAUUCAAAACCAGAAAACGUGUCCAGAUCAAGGUGUUACUAUUUUUUGACGAUUUUUCAAAAGGAAGAUAAACGUUGUGUCUCUCCCGGUGAGUGACUAUUGGAGGAAGGAAACUAAAACAGAUGGAAAUGAGGCAGAAACAGAGCCGGAUGUCUACAUCGACACUGGUGACAAUAACAGUGUUCCUUGUGCUGCUGUCUUUAAAGGGCAGUAGCAGCCUGAAGUGUUUCCAGUGCGCGACCACGAUCGAGGACGACAGCUGUGUCACAGACUACUGGGGCUUUGUCAACGACUCCAAGGGUAUCACAGACACCUACAUCAAAGACUGUCAGGCCACCAACCCGGAAUGGGACCGUUGUAUGAUAGAAACGCUGGAACAGGAUGGGCGGAUCACACACUUCCACAGAGGAUGUCACGACGGGAAGUUUUUUAGCACGCAGUUCGACAGUGACCGUUUCAAAAACCUGUCAGCAGUGAACGAAACAACAUGCGCCCGUGUGGUGACACUCGCUUGCUACACUUUCUGCCAAACAGAUUUGUGUAACGGCCCACAGGUUCCGCCCAACGUCACAGACCCGUGUGAAGGUUGGGACUACUACUACUACGAUUAUAACUACGUGGAUCUUCCAGAUGGAGUUCGGUGCGGCGCCAAAAGUCUUCACGCCGUCUGCUGCUGGCUGUUGGUUCUGUUCGCAACCUUUAUUGGCUGUGGUGGAACAAGGGAGAGAAUGGAGAAAUUCCUGUUUGGUCCCCUUUUUUCCCCUUAGCUGACACGUGUUGAUAUUUACUGAUCAUUGAUUUGUUAAACCUCCCAACCAUUCAAACAACUUCUGCCUAUAGAUCUAGUGAAACUUCAUUAAAUGAACCUGAUGGGCGGAAGGGGGCGAUAUUUUUAGACAUUUAAUGACAGCUUAAUAUAAUAAAUUCGAAGUAUGUCAAUUUCUACACUAAUUCUCUUCAUAAAGUGCUGCUUCAUCUGAUUCCGGAUUAAGUGUUUUAUAAAGUGUUUUAUUAAGUGUUUUCAUUCUUAAAUAAAAAGUAAUAUUCUAGCCUUUUUUACUCAACCUAAAAAAAAUCACUUAGAAUGAGGAAAAUACUGGUUUCCAGAAGAAAAAAAAACUACUAUUGUAUGAACUGAAUUUUGCCGGUGUUCACCGGGAACAAUAACUCUGUUCAGCUUGACAUUCUAUCAGGAACAUAAUAACUGUAACUGGACAUAGACUAAACAAAUAGAUGCUUGGGGAAAUUCAGACACACAAAAAGAAUAAUAGGAUAGAGCAGCUGAAAUAAUCUUAUCAUCAUUUCCAUUUUCUUGGAUGUACCACCAGUUAGAAGGAUCAGUUUGAAAGGCGAGAAAAGUCUUAACACGUGACUUUGCUUGAAAUUCGAGGCAUUCAUCCAGCUUCAGGGCGGUCAAAAAUUCGUGGCACAACUUAUUGCCAAAUAUCUCCUCAACUAACGAACAUAAACUCUCCAGAUUUUGCACAGUGACUUUUAUCAAUUUAAGAGUAAACACCUGUUAGCUCUAUCUAGAAAAUUCCUUAAUAAAGAUUUUUUUUUACCCAGUGGGUGGUUUCUACUGAUUUUAAAAGCUGGAACAAUAUCGCUUUUAAGAGGAAGCUCGCCAUUGUUUUUCUAACAGCGAGAUUAUCUUUAUUAAACGUUUGGUCACGGCAGGUCUCACCCUCUUUACAACCCACCCGAUGCUACAGCUGAUAUUAUAAAAAGAGUUGUUUACAACUUGUGAACAACAUUGUUGUCUUGUUUAUCCUUUCUUAUUCUAGUUUUAAGAAGCUUCCAAACUAGAAUUACUGAAGCAAAAGAGAAGCCCGCACAAUGUGCACAUCCACAACAGGUAACAAAGCUUUUAGAAUGCUCCAUUAACGAUGAACGUUUUCCUGCCAGAAUGGUUUCACUGGCUUUAGCAAAAUCAUAAUUAAUCCUUUUUUAUCUUUAAGAAAUAUUCUCCUCUGCUUUUAUACAUUGAUCCUGGUCAGACAUUAACAGACAAAUUAAUGUUAUUAUUAUUAUUGUAACUCUUGUUUCAACAGUCAAAAUAAGAUCACUUCCAGGCCAGGCUAAUGUACGAAGUUUUUUCAUGGUGUAGAACCGACUCAAAAAGAUCCGCGUCCACCGACAUCGGACCCAACACGGAUUAAGACUCUUGGGUCGGACCAGCUAAACCUAUGUUUAGCCCAGUGUUUUAUGAUUACGAGAACAGACAACACAGGCGAUUUAUUUAUUUAUUUACCCCUUUAAAAAAAACUAAAAAGCAACAAAUUAUAAUUAUG